This is a messenger RNA of Owenia fusiformis, 1180 nucleotides long. NCBI's taxonomy places the organism in Eukaryota, Metazoa, Annelida, Polychaeta, Sabellida, Oweniidae. The record is from the annotation of a GenBank genome assembly.
GUUGUACACGUGCCAAACUGGGGAGCUACUCACUUCUUAUUAAAGUAUCUGCACUGACUCGUUGUUUUGAAUUUAAAACAUGGCAGCACAGUUUACAGAACAACGUUUUCAGCAAGGCUUGAAAUUAACUAUUAGUGUUUUUGCUUGUUUAAUGCUGAUUUAUGCACUCUACGGUAUAGGUCCAUGGAAAAAUAAUACAUUGCAGCCAUGGAUCAGGAAUCAGUACCUACCCAUUUCAAGUGCAGAAAGGAAUGUUCAAAUACCAUCUGUAACCUGUGACGUUAUGAUGAAUAUCGUAACAAGCUUUCCAGAUUCAUUGGCAAACGAAACAUACCUUGCCAGUAGAGGAUACGCACAUGAGAACACGACGAAGAGACGCAACAGACAUAUUGAAUACCUGUAUACCUUAAAAAAGAACACUGAACACCCGUGUGUUGAGCAGAUACAUUUGUUAGUGGAAUCAGGCAGCGUCAAAGAAUCCAUAAAAUCUCAAACAUUGAUCCCAAUAAACCUAUCACGUGUCGAUAAACUUCUCACGUUUUCAGAGAUAAGGGAGAGACCAACUAUGAAAAUGCUUGCCGAAUACGCAUCCGAGAACCUAAUAGGCAAGGUAGUGGCGUUUCAAAACGCUGAUAUAAUAGUCGGUGAAGGAUUUGAAAAUGUUAAAAUGCAAUACCUGAAAGACAUGAGAAUUUUCUAUUCACUCAGUAGACAAGGAGCAAUGGACGCAACUUCUUGCCAGUUGAGGAACUAUUGUGACAAUUAUAAUGGAGCUCACGAUACGUACAUGCUUUACUUAGGCACUCCUUUUACUCCAAAGGCAAUGUCCCUAUUGGAUUUCCCCAUGAACGCCCAUGGAGCGGAAAAUGUCCUUAUAGAUCAUGGGAAAGCAGGUGUAUCUACACGCAAGCCUCUCUCUGUAAACAAACGUCAAAGAAGCAUGGAUUCACUUUUUGCAGACUGUGCUAUGAAAACAAGCAGUGCGGAUAUCAUGUGCCUAAGAAGCUAUAUGGUGACCCCCAGUGGCCCUCAGAAGCUAUAUGAUGGCCCCCAGAAGCUAAUUAGUGGACCCCAGGAGCUAUACGGUGGCACCCAGAAGCUAUACAGGGAACCCCAGUGGCCCCAAGAAGCUAUACAGCAGCCCCCAGAAGCUACACGAUGGCCCCCAGAAUCUAUAUGA